Molecule: messenger RNA, 8281 nt
Organism: Trichogramma pretiosum
Lineage: Eukaryota; Metazoa; Arthropoda; Insecta; Hymenoptera; Trichogrammatidae
Product: potassium voltage-gated channel subfamily KQT member 1
Exons: 17
Coding region: 1150-4032 (960 amino acids)
Biological process (GO): potassium ion transport; transmembrane transport
Cellular component (GO): membrane
Molecular function (GO): voltage-gated potassium channel activity
Source: RefSeq, a predicted model, not a curated record
GCAGCCAAGAGCAAAACGGCCUGUACUCCUCGCUCGCGCGUCGCAUGCAGCCCGGCUCGCUUGCCAUGCUGUCAUGAUACGGCUGCUGCUACUCUUUUUUUCGAGAUAGACAAAAUUAUCAACGAGACGCGUUCAUCUGUGAGUGCGAUAAAAGAUAAUAUUAAAAAAGUGCAAUUAUAUUACAUACAAGUUAAAUUGAUGACAUCGGUGAUGUGCUGGUGAUAAAAAAGUGCAUGCAAAAUUGUAGUGCCAUAUCUCGACUCUUAAAAAAGUUACAACCAAACAAUUUCAAUUCAAUAGCGAGAUGGCAAAUAUGUGCCACUUGUCGGCGCUGCAAUAAGUUGUGAACUUUUGUGAGAUUAUGCGCUGUAAAUAAUUUUUCUUUUUUAAACUUGCUAAACUUGUUACGAUGAGUAUCGUUUGUUUUACAAUGUAUUCAUCGGAAAUGUCAAAAUUCAUGAAAUUUUUUGCUCAGAAGUAGAGAAAGAAAAUUUUAUGCCAGUUAGAUUCUUUGAUGAUCGCUGCGAUACAACCUCUGCUGAUAUUUUAGAACACAUAGCAGUAUCACAAGACACGAUACGCAAUUUCAAACUUUGUCAGUAAGCUUUUGUCAGGGGUCAAGCUUGACUGCACGUUUUAUUAUUUCCGCGCGCGGUACAACGGCCUACCCACUUCGUAAUGACAAUUCGAUAAAUUCGAGCCAAGCUUAUAUACAAGCGAAAAUAGACUUUCAUCAUUCUGGAAAAUUCUAAUGCCAAAAAUAAUACAAAUAUCAGCAUUGUAAAGAGUUCGACAUUCGCUCGUGUACGCAAAACUCGAAAGCUCUUGCCAGACCGGUUAAAACGUAGUAUAUCUGAAUUGCGAAGUUAAAAAUACAAGAGAGACAAGCUGAAAACAAAAAGAGCAUAAUAUAAGAAAUUGCAGUUCGGUGCCUUGUUAAUGAACGAUCUUCACGCGGAGACGUGUUGCACCAAAAGUAAAUAAAAGAAAGAAAAUAAAAUGAUGUUAAUCAUUGAAGUACGUCAUCGCGAGAGAGCAUCGUCGAUUCAGUUUCUCUGCGUUAGAUAACCAACGCGUACCAAGACUGCAAUGGAGCAUUAAUUGCCACGGAGUGGUGGCGGGGCAGGUGGACGUCUGGCAGCACCGCGGAUGUCACUUUUGGGACGCCCGAUGAACUAUCGGGUGACUCGUCGCGAUGCCCAGUACCGACGAGUCCAGUCCCGCAUUUACAACUUGCUCGAGCGUCCUCGAGGCUUUUACGCCUUUUGCUAUCAUAUGGUCGUAUUUUGUAUGGUUGGAUCAUGCCUAGUACUUUCAGUUUUCAGUACUAUUGACGAAUACGAAAAAGAAGCCGGAAAAAUUCUUUUUUAUAUGGAAAUUUUGGUGUUGGUCUGGUUCACUAUUGAAUUUAUUCUAAGAUUAUGGUCGUCGGGAUGUCGUUCACGGUAUCAGACGGCUAUGGGCCGUCUAAAAUUUUUAAGGCGGCCCUUCUGCAUUAUCGAUGUGGUCACGAUAAUCGCGAGCACCAUUGUGCUUGCGAUGCGCAGCAGCGGUCAGGUGUUCGCUGCCAGUGCACUUCGUGGCCUUCGCUUCUUUCAAAUUUUACGCAUGGUGAGAGUAGAUCGACGCGGUGGGACUUGGAAACUUUUGGGCAGCGUCGUCUACGCUCAUCGUCAAGAACUUUUCACUACGCUUUACAUAGGCUUUCUGGGACUGAUAUUUGCCAGUUUCUGCAUCUACCUUCUUGAAAAGGAGCAUGAAGAUUUCAACAACUUUGCCAAAGCUUUGUGGUGGGGCGUGAUUACCCUAUGUACUGUGGGGUACGGUGAUGCAGUGCCACAUACCUGGGCGGGCAAACUUAUUGCUUCCUUCUGUGCUCUUCUUGGAAUAUCGUUUUUCGCCUUACCAGCUGGGAUUCUGGGCUCCGGUUUUGCCUUGAAAGUCCAGCAACAACAGCGCCAGAAGCACAUGAUUCGACGAAGACAACCGGCUGCCAGUUUAAUUCAAGCGCUUUGGAGGUGUUACGCAGCCGACGAGCAUAGCAUGAGCGUUGCGACCUGGAAAAUUCAUCAAGCUCCGUUGCCAAGUCCAGCCAGUAGUCGACCCUCUUCUAGCUUUAAGCACAACGCGUCAUUUGUCAGUCGGCUUCCAACGAUUCGGCGCCACAAGAGCACGUCUUUGCAUAGUCCUAGUCUUCACAAGCUCGUCCAUCAAGGAUACCACGGCCAACGAGUAAAUGCAUCAUCCCGCUUUGCAGAUCUUCUCGUUUCGUCGGAAAAUCUAGGUGGUCAGCCUCCUGGCAACAAUAACAUAAUUGGUAAUAAUAAUAGUGGCAACGAAACGACUGUAACUGGUGUCGUUACUGGGCCGGGCAAUAUAAACGCCAGUAGACAAUUGAACCCAAGCUACUCGGAAGAUUCCGUCACAGAAACAGCCUUGUCGAAGAGAAACUCUGACGCAAUGAAGUAUCGGAUUGGAAGAUCCUCGUCGACCCUCGAGCUGCGCGAGCUGCGCAUCGACGGGCUGAUGAUUGGCCGAUUAGGUGAAACCUCGUCGACCCUGCCGCUGGCCCUUGCGGGCCUGUGCUCCCCGCUGCCCCCGCUGCCAGAACUCCUUGGAUCGCCGACUUCCCCGAACGCGUCUCCGACCUCUGAGAAGAAUGAAGACGAUGAACCCCGUUCAACUGGCGGACAACUAACUAAUCAACAUAAAGUCGCGAUCAGGGCCAUACGCAAGAUAAAGUACUUAGUGGCGAGGCGAAAAUUCAAAGAGGCACUGAAACCGUACGAUGUAAAGGACGUGAUCGAGCAAUACAGCGCCGGCCAUGUCGACCUUCUGAGUCGCGUGAAAAAUGUCCAUAAUAGGAUAGAUCAAAUUUUGGGUAAACAAGGUUCCACAAAAAAAGAUGUUUAUGCCUCAAGAAUAAGUUUAGCGUCCAGAAUUGUUAAAGUUGAAAGGCAGGUCGAUGACAUCGAAGUAAAACUCGAUCGGCUUAUCGAUCUGUACAUGGAAGAUCGCAAACGACUUCGGGCCCUGCCCAUGCCGGAAGGGAAUCACACGAGUGGUGGAAGCGACGGGGACGACAGUAGCGGGAACAGAGGAAGCGGUGCUGACGGUGCAACCUCGAAAGGACCACUACCCGCCAACGUAGCCGGUUCAUCCGGCAACGGCAGUUUCGUCCUCAAGCCAAUCCUGGUGGAUAAACAGCUUUCCGAGCCGAGCUCUCCGACUACUGGUAAUUUCGGCGAGUCCGAUUCUUCGCGGGCUCGCCACAAGAAUGCCAAACCUAGACAAAUACACCGCGGACACUCGGAUCUCAGUAACCGCGUUAAGAAGCGCGUUACUUUAAGUGAUGAUUUUAACGAGUGUUUACAAUUAUCUAGUUCAAUUCCAUCACACCUGGUGCUUCCAAUAGAGAUGACAGGAAUCAGUAACAAACAAUCUUUAUUACCAACGAGCCAAUCGAUCGCAUCGAACUCAUUAGCUGUAACUGCCCGAGAAGGCGACGUCAUGAUUAUGGUUCCUUCACACUGUAUCAAUAAUACGGCUAGCGAGCAAAUAGCCUGCGAAGAAGGUCGGAGUAUGUCUUACUCUACGACGAUAGCAAUCCCGGAUUCGCCCCCGAAAAAUACGGAGCCAUCCAGCGAUCAAGGGAUCGAUCAUCACGACGAAUAUUAUCCUAUCGACUCUGAAGAGGCUGACGAGGAGGAAGAAGAAGAAGAAGGGGUCGGGGCUUGCGAUGAAGACGAUGAGGAAGAAAUCGAAGACGCCGUUGUCGAAGACGAGGAGAACGAGGCUGGACGCGAACCUGAUUACGAGGUCGAAGAGGACGACGAGGAGGACGAUGAUGAGGAGGACGAGACUUCGGGUGAAAACGCAGCUUUACUGGGCACGCGCACGCAAAUCAUCGUGACUCCAAGCUCUAAUAGUCAAGAGCACCUCGACCUGGCGGUCGACCAACACCAUCAUCGCAACAAUAAUCAGCAGCAGCAGCCUCAAGGCGAGCAACAGCCUUCGCACGCCCGUUCCUAGCCACGCCGUCCGGGACAAGCGCACUGUCCUGCUACAACUACCGCAUGCAGCCUCUCGUGGACAACUUUAUAGCUUCCUCUGUAACUUUAUUUCUCUAACUAGAGCGUUAAACAAGUAUAAUACAUAUAUAAAAAAAAUAUGUAUAUAGUAUAAAUACAAAAAAGAUAUAUUAGGAAAUAUGUAUAAUGUAUAUAGCUCGUUCAUACGUCAGCCAUGGGGGAGCUAUGACGUGGCAUCGGUGCCUAGCGUAAUCUUAAGGGCAUAAAAAUUAUAAAAUUUGUCUACAAAAAUUUUAAAUAAAAUAAUAACUCACUACGCGUGAUAUCGCUUAAUAAGAUGAAUAUAUCUGUAAAGGUUGUAUUAUAAAAAUAAAUCGAAAAUAAAAAUUAUAAAUACACAUGAAUAGUAUUAAAACAAGCGUGGCCUCUUGCAAAAGGUGAUUCGAAAAUGUAUAACAAAUAUAAAAAACUGACUGAUAUUGCUACACCAGCUUAACGCGUAAAGUAUGCAUCAAUUAUAAUACAAUAUCAAUCGGUUCGUUGAACUCUACAGUACGAGAUAAGAUUACUUUUGUUCAGGGUCCAGCUUCUAGUUGAAGGGUAGAACAUUUUUGACCCUCCGGUAGGGUCUUUGUUUUUCAUAGUAAAAUUUGUUACUCGUUUCAUUUAAGACUUUUAUUUAUAACAUGUAUUUAACUACUUACGUGUAUACAAAGUAUACACCUAAUUCAAAUACAUGCAAACUAUAAUAUAUACCCUAAACUUGCCAAAGAGAAAAUACGGCACAACGAAAUCGAAAUCUCAUGAAUAAAAUAACAAUAUUGCCGUAAAAAAUGAUAUCGUAUAAUCAUAUUGUAAUUUAACAUGAAAACCCUAAAAUUAAGAAAUCAAAGUGCUAUGUUAUGGUAAAAAAUCGAAACUUAUGUAUUUAGAAAAUUUAUGUGUUUAAAUUUUAUUUUGUUAUCACUCAAAUUUUCUGCGACACUUUCUUCCGGUCAGUCUUCCACGCAAGAAAUAUUUGCGCACAAUUUAGCUCAUACCAAUAAAUUAUCACGAUCACUUAUUUUGAAUUUUUAUUUAUAAUUGCAAAAAUGUAAUUUUUGCAUAGGAAAUAUUUUCCAUAAAAAAUAAGAUAAUCUUGAGAUUGCUUUCGCAUCGAUACAUAAGUUGGUAAUUAUUUACUUUGAGACUAGUAAAUACUAUCAUUGUGUUAUUUAGAUGAAAUGAUUAAAUAAUUUAAGCUUUUGGGCAGGUCUCAGAAUAAUCAAAGGUUAAAGUAACUCGCAUGAGCACACGUUCUCACUAUGCUAAUUCACGUAUAAAUACAUGUGUGAUAAUCGGAAACUAUUUCUUAGGAAGAAUAAUUAAAAUAGCCCUUGAACCACCAAUUUUUAACUCAAGUAUAUAUUAUUAAGACCCUUUAUACAUUAUAAAGAAAUCAUGUUGAUAUAUACACAAUAAAAUAAACUUAGGGCACAAUUAAGACGCUUGUACAAUAUUUACAAUAUAGAUUAAUUACAGAUGCUAUCAUGCGUUCAUUUGUUGAAAAAUCAAAUUAUAAUAAAGAUUGUACCUCGAAUCUAAUGGACGAAAAUCUAACUUACAUCAGACUAGAUGAGAAUUUUUUGCAAAACAAUUUUGUAAAAGAUAGAUAAUAAUUAAAAAAUUUAUGUCUGUUCAGAAUUUUAUAAAAUAUAAAAAAUUAAGUGAACGGUCUUUUUAAAAAUUGACACACAUUGACAUCGAUUGCGCAUUCGAUGCUUUGCGUUAGGAACACAUUUUAUUCUAAACAUUUCGUAAGAAGACUUACUUGAGCAAUAUAUGUGUUAUUUUUGACAAAAACAUAUACAGAUUGUCAAUAAUCAUUUCGGCAUUCUAGAAGCAAAAGACCGCGCAUAGCAAAAAUGAUGCAUAGUCAGAAUUCGUAAGGCAGCUAAUGAAAUAUGCUUGAGCAUCUUUUAUAUCAGAAAAAUUGCGAUUAUUCGUCCUACUCUACAUUUUAAUACUAUUGCAAAGCUUUUCGAGACAUUAAAAUAGAUCAAAAUAAUAAUGUAUGCAGUAUUCACGAACUACGAAAAAACGUUAUAUAUUCUCAUUGGUCUUGAUGAAUGUGUGAACUACUAUCAUCAUUAAAAUCGAUGAAAAAUUAUCUUAAUAAUGAAUUUAAAAAACUUUGGGCGUCAUGUAAAAAAAUGUAUAGCAAAGUAUAAUUUUUAGCAUAAAAUUGAUGUAAGUGCAGUAGCUCGAUGAAUAUAGCGACUUAUAUACAUACAGUUUGAAUGGAUGAAAGAAUAUACAAUAUAUGUAUAACUAGUGGCAAUUACAGUACACAUUCCAUGCAACUGUAUGCUCUGUACUGAUUCUAGAUUUAUCAUAAAAACUAUUUGGCGAUGAAGUAAAAUCAAUAAGUAUUUUGCUUUUAAAUAAUAGACAUUUGAUAAAUUUUUGUCUAAAUGAUCUACUUAGAUGUAGGAAAACAGUGUUGGGCAAGUUUGUAUACUAAAGUACUUGAUUAAUAACUAAAAAACGCAUAUAAUAAGGUCCGAGUGUUUCAAAGAUUCUUAGUGAAUUUGUACUAUGUAUAAUGUAUUUUGAUACAAACAGAUAUACCGCGCCAUUCUCACGAUCGACCAACGAUUAAAUGAUAUUGCAAUGCCCAGUAAAUGGCAAAACGUACUAGGGCUGUGCGAGUAACCGAUUUUACUCUACGAUUUGAGUUCGAGUCGAGUCGGGGAAAUUCGAGUACUCGCGUUUUUUCGGGUACUAGAGUUUUUUCGAGUACUCGCACAGCCCUAAAAAAUACAUUCAUUUUAUAGCACUCUGGGGCAUAAGUCACAUUUAUGACACGCUUUUCGGUGGCAUAAGUCGCACUUUACGGCACCACGUCGUUUGCGGUGCCACAGGUACUAACCUCACUUCGCGGUACCAGAAAGUGCAACUCAUGACUCGGAAAAGGAGGCAUAAAUGUAAACUUAGCUCAGCGCUAUAAAAUUGAGUACGAUACUGGGGUCACAGGGAACACUUUCUCUGCACGGUUAUUAUUUGGACCCUCGCUGCGCUCGGGCCCUAAACUACCGCGUGCCGUAAAGUGUUACUUAUAGCCCUUGUAUUAUAAAGUACUAUUAUGUCUAUGAAUCAACAGAAAUCGUUAUCUUUCCAAUUUUCAGCAUCGCCACCUCAGUUCAGUGGAACGAGGCACUGAAAUCUAAAAUUAAUCAUUUGUACAAAGUAACAAACCGUUUCUGAACAUCAAUUAUAACAACUUAUGAUAAUUGGAUAUUUAAUUGAUGAAGUACUUGAUGACAUGUAUGUCCAACACAGCAUAAGUAACAACAACUAUCGGGAAUAAUGUUUUUAUAUUUUGAGUUAUUAAAAAAAUUAAAAAUCUUUUGAAAGAAUAUUUAGCGCAAAAAAGAAUCAAAGGCUACUUUUAUCAUUUUAUUUAAACUCAGAAACAAAAUUUAGAGUAGCGAUUACAAAAAUAUGACUCUUUCAAAAUGAACAGUCAAAUUUAAAUCUUCAAAAUUUGAUCAACUUAUCAAUCAACUUCGGAAUAAAGAAUACUUUACUAAUACUCAUUACAUCACUUUUAGAUCAGGGACCAGAAUAACCCAUAGACUAUUAUAAGUACUUAUUAAAAUUUAGUUAGAAACGAUUAUUCAUCGCAUGAGCUUUAAAUUCUGCAUCAAUUCGUAAGAGAAUCUAAGCUGUGGCUCAACUAUAAUUAUUUUACAAUUUAUCGCUAUGUAUUUAUGGGAAUUACAACCAAAAAUAUAGAAUUUAUCGGAAAAUUAACGCUCAUUAAUUGUGCAUUAUGAUGCAGAGAAAACUCAGCAUCAGCCGAAUUUGAAUACCAAGGUGCCGGGGAUGACUUAAAAACAUCGCCAUACCGACAUCAUACAUUCUUUUAUAUUUCAAAAGCCUAAACACAUAGCCAAAGUUACGUUUUUUAAAUCAGAGAAUAAUUGCAAGAAUUUCAUGACUGCUUUAACAUCACGCAAAGGUACGACAUUUAUCUUUAUAUAUAAUAUUAAUUAAUAAACUUGGUCGACGAUAUUAAAAAAGUUUAAGUGCUUGAUAAAUUUUCUCGUGUGCUACAGCGGCUUGGGUAUAUAUCUUUUAGAACGACUUUGUUAAUAGAAUCUUAAAAAGCGAAAAAAAUCAACAUUCUGAAAUCGAUUUUUCUGAAUGUCAAAAAAUAUCUUGAAUAUGUAACACUAGGCAAAAGGUGAAACAAAGGAUUUGAAAAA